GCGGAGGGGCUCUGCUGCCGCCAUGAACAGCGUGGGGGAGGCGUGCACGGAGCUGAAGCGCGAGUACGACCAGUGCUUCAACCGCUGGUUCGCCGAGAAGUUUCUGAAGGGCGAGAACGACGGGGACCCCUGCGGACAGCUCUUCAAGCGCUACCAGCUCUGCGUGCAGAAAGCGAUCAAGGAGAAGGACAUACCCAUCGAAGGGCUGGAGUUCAUGGGCCCAAGCAAAGGGAAAGCUGAAAAUUCCUCUUGACUUCAGCAGAAUGGAGGAAGUCGUUCAUGUGAGCCUCUGGGCUGAGAGCGCUGACCACCCAGCAGCCGGGACGCACCUGGAUAGCGCUUUGCUAAGCUGCUUCCUCAGUGUAGCAUUCUGGGGAGUGGGGUGUCUUCUAUGCCUGUAAAAACAAACUACCACAAACCAAAAGACUUCAUGACGUGGUACCUGCUGCCUCCUUUCCAAUGAAUCGUGGUGGUGGUUCGGUUUAUAACAGUGCAGAAAGAUGAUUUAACUAACUUCUGUCGAAUGUACUUUAUAAUGGGAGAUGUUGAACUUAUAGUUUCUCUCUGACCCAUUUCUCUUGCUUAUUUAUAUAACUUUUGGAAGUGUUUAACAAGAAGGUUGAUGUACUUUGUCUCAUCUCUGAGGUGCUGAAUUUGGGUGGAAGAAUUCUGGUUGAUAUGAUCCCAAAUGCCAAGAGGCUAAAGCACAGCUUUUGCCAGUAACAGAGAUGGUGUAAAAGCACUUUUGCUGGACUUGCAAUAACUUAAAUGAAAUAAAUAUAACAAGUUACAUUUUGUUCAAGCAGAUAACUGUCUGGUAGCGUCUGAUUACGACCUCCAAGAGGGACAGAGGCAGCCCGUAACAGAACUGGAUGAACAGUUAAUGCAGAGGCCACUUUCCUUGGCCUUUCCUGAGGUACUGAAGUAAUCCUGAAUUUGAAUUCUUGCUCCUUUAGUGUAAUGUGUCACCGCAGUAGAACUGCACAGGCCUGGCCAUCUUUGUACACGCUACCACGGAGCACCAGGUUGGCCACAGCUACUCUUACAUUUUUGAUUGAGGUAAUCAAAGUAUGUGUUGAAUGAGAGUGAUGCUGAACGGAAGCUUUAAAACUGAUAAGUUAAAAGCCCCAGUAGCUUGUCGUGCCUCUUGGGGGACCUCGCCUGCUUAUGAAGCUGCUCCCGGACUGUGUCCACUUUACACCUAGUAAAGCAAACGAAAGUUAUUUGUUGGUCUUAAUGUGUUGACUUGUAAACUUGCAGAAACUCCACGUAAGUUAUUAAGCAAUUUGGUAGUGGAUUUUGAAGAAGUGAGAUGGUUGGCUAACUUACCAGAUGCCCCAUCUGAGUGUGUUUGUGUCACUCUUUUGUGCAACUUGGCUGAGUAGCAGACACUUUGGUUUUUCCUAAAAUGAGUAUCUGAAAUUUUCUUCCUUUGAAUGUAGAAAAGUAAAGGAGGCUUAGCAAAAAGAGUAGGCUGGUGUGUAUUUUCCCAUCUAGAUGUGAAGGAGUUGUUAGGAAUUACCCUUCUCCUCUCCAAAUGUUUUCUAUUUGGUCCACCCUGAUAUUUCAGCAGCAAAGCUUCCUCCGCUCCUGCAGAUCUUGCAACAGCUUAGAGAGAAAGGGUGCUUGGAGGAGAAGUGCGAGCUCAGGACUCACCCCACCUCAUCCUGUGGCCCUGUGAGCACUGUGGCAGGAAUGGGCAGAACUGUCCCCUCUACACUAACACAGGUAAAAGAUAUUCUGUGCUGGGGACAAAACAGGGGUAAAUUAAUUCUCUUGGAAUUAUACGAGAUGAAAAUGGUGAACGCCACCUCCUUGGCUCUUACACACUACCUGAAGGGUGACUCAGGUUUUACUUUUUUUUUAAUUAAAAAGUUGGGAGUUCUCAAACUGAAGUGCUGGCUUGUCUACACCACAGCUUCUAAGUAAUAACUGCGAGCAAAGAGAGGUUUGAGGCUUGUGCAGCUCAGGAACUGCAGCACACUGGGGUCAUUGUUCCCCGUGUCCUCAGCAAUGGCAGUGGCUCAAGCACGGUCACAUAGCCUGCAUUAACCACACGCCUCGUGUGCAUGAGGCAGCUGGCAAAACAGUCUGUGCAGAGAUUAAGUGUAGCACUUACAAAGUAAGCUGUUAAUGCUUACUGCUGGGUCGCUCGGUAUAAAUGGAACUAUCAGUUGGUAAGUUGAGACACGUCUUUCUUAGAGCACCAUAAUUAACAUUUUAUGGUCUGCCAAGUAUGCAGCUUUUUUGAGUAACACAUAAAACUGCUUUGCUUUUCUAUAAUCUUCAUAUAAGAAUAAAUGCAUUUUUGACAGUUAACUUUAAAGUAACUAUGCCUACUGGUGCCUUGUUCUAUGCAUUAUCAUAAGCUUGUCUUAAGUCAUUUUAUUAUAGUGCUCUUCUGAGCUAAGUGGAAGAAAUAAAUAGCAUUGAAACA
Gallus gallus (chicken) is the source of this 2437-nucleotide messenger RNA. It is a transcript of the gene TRIAP1, whose product is annotated as TP53 regulated inhibitor of apoptosis 1. The record is from RefSeq and is marked validated. Lineage: Eukaryota; Metazoa; Chordata; Aves; Galliformes; Phasianidae.